UUCAGGUCAUCAUCAUCACCAAUGCACCGGCAAUCGACGGGAGGCAUGUGGGUGCCUGGUGUGAAGAAAGCUCAGAUGUCUGACCGUGGAGAAGAGCAAUUACCUCCAGUAGUUUCGGUGUCGAGCUUGCCCAUCGAAGCUCGUGAAAAGGAGAUCUUGUAUGCAGUGGAAACAUCGUCGGUCGUGAUCUUGGCUGGAGAGACUGGGAGCGGCAAGACCACGCAAACACCUCAGUAUUUGUACCGCGCCAAGUUUGGCAAGAUUGCAGUGACACAACCUCGACGAAUUGCUGCCAUCACGGUGGCAGAGCGCGUGGCCUCUGAAAUGGGCGUUCGACUUGGUGGCGAGGUUGGGUAUGCCGUGCGCUUUGAAGAGAAAUGGGAUCCCGAGCGCACUGGCAUCAAGUUCCUCACGGACGGAAUGCUCGUGCGGGAAACCAUGCUCGAUCCAUUGCUGUCCCAUUACAACGUCAUCAUGCUGGACGAAGCCCACGAACGCAACUUGGAAACGGACAUUUUGCUUGGGUUGAUAAAAAAGAUCAUGAAAAAGCGCCUUGACUUGCGAGUGAUCGUGGCGUCGGCUACGCUCCAUGUGGAGGCCUUCGAGCGCUUCUUCUCAUCGAUCAAGCACGAAGGUGGAGUGAUUAAACCUGUCGUGUCCAUCGCAGUUCAGGGUCGCCAAUAUCCCGUCGACGUAUUGUACUUAAAGGAGCCCGCGGCCAACUUUGAACAGAAAACCAUCGACACGGUGCUGGCCAUCCAUGAGCGCGAAGCACAGGGCGACAUCUUGGUGUUCUUGCCUGGCCAAGAAGAGAUCGACCACGUCGUCCACCGACUGAGUCAAUCAGCGAGUCGCACGCUACUGCCCCUGGCGUUCUACGGCUCGUUGCCAGUGCAUGUCCAGCAAGCUGUGUUUGAUCCGACGCCGCCGCAUGUCCGCAAGGUGAUUGUGGCAACGACAAUUGCCGAGACGUCCGUGACGAUUCCAGGUGUUGUGUACGUUGUGGACAGCUGCUUUGUCAAACUACCAUUCUACAACCCGUUGACGGGCAUCGAAGCCCUUGUGACAACCGUCGAAUCCAAAGCGGCGGCAAAGCAACGAGCGGGACGAGCAGGGCGCAUGCGGCCAGGCAAAUGCUUUCGUCUGGUCACUGAAGCCACGUACCGCAAGACGUUUCCCAAGCACACGAUCCCGCAGAUCCAGCGAACCAACUUGGCGCCAAUUGUGCUGCAUUUGCUCAGCAUGGGGAUACAGGAUAUCGUACACUUUGACUUUUUGUCGCCGCCGACACCGGAAGCUUUGGUUCGCGCACUGGAAAUUCUGUACUCACUGGGAGCGAUUUCCAAGGACUGCGUCUUGGUUGAGCCAUUGGGGGCGCACAUGGCCGAGUUCCCCGUUGAUCCGUGCCUGUCCAAGAUGCUGCUCGCUUCGUUUGAUUUCGGCUGCACGGAAGAAGCGCUGACCAUUGCCAGCAUGGUGAGCGUGGAUGACAUCUUCAUCCAUCCUCGGGCGUCGAAAGAGCGCCAGCUCAAGCUGAAAGAAGCAGUUGCAGAAUUUGCCCAUCAACAGGGCGACCAUAUCACGUAUUUGCACAUAUACAACGAGUUUUUGGAGAAUGACUGCAGCCGGUCGUGGUGCGACGAACACUGUUUGAAUCACCGUAUCUUGAUGCGGGCGACGGAAAUUCGAAAGCAGCUGCAUCGCUAUGUCAAACGUUUUGCUACCGCCGACAAUGCGAUUCAUAGCUGCGGCGACGACAAGCAACCGGUACUCCAGUGUCUUGUUGCGGGCUUCUUCGCCAACGCGGCCAAGUUGCAUGGAAGCAGUACUUACAGAACUAUCAAGGACGGGCGCAUCGUGCAUGUGCACCCGACGUCCGUCCUGAACUCGUUCAUUCGGUCGCCCGAGUGGAUUGUGUACCAUCAAAGUGUUCUUACAGACAAGGAGUACGUGCGUGAGAUAUCAAGCAUUGACCCGAGGUGGUUGGUGGCCGCGGCGCCAGAAUACUAUUACUGCAAAGACGUCAGUGCAGUUGUGUCUGGAAGUUCGGGGGAUAUCGGGUUGCCGAAAGCCCCGCCCCCGACUGCACAACAACCGGCCGCAACGGACGCCAACGGUCGCAUCUUGUUUCGGCGGCCGACUCCAUCGAGUACAGCAACGACGAAGAAGCUGCCCGUCCACAUUGGCAAGAGCAAGGGCGGGCUCCGCUCGCAGUUUUGAGUCAACUGAUUCUCUGCAGAGGCAACUUUAAGUUCGUUCUUUAAAUGGACUUUUCAGCGCAGUGCUGGAUCGCCUGAACUCGCCAUCACGACCGAAAAAGCAAGCGACUAUGUCGAAGAAAUGCAUACGCCAGAGCGGUGUAUGCAAAUCGAGUAGGUGAAUUAUGUACAAUCCAUGAGAAUUAGCUUGGCA
Aphanomyces invadans is the source of this 2412-nucleotide messenger RNA. RefSeq lists its product as hypothetical. Gene Ontology annotation, cellular component: intracellular anatomical structure. The transcript is spliced from 15 exons. Bases 22 to 2220 code for a protein of 732 amino acids. NCBI's taxonomy places the organism in Eukaryota, Oomycota, Saprolegniomycetes, Saprolegniales, Verrucalvaceae. Gene Ontology annotation, molecular function: ATP binding; RNA binding. The record is from RefSeq and is a predicted model, not a curated record.